AUGGCAAAGUGCAUCUUUUGUAAAAUUAUUAAACGCGAGAUGCCCUCGUAUAAACUACUCGAAACGGAGCAUUCUUAUGCUUUCUUGGACAUUUUCCCACUGUCGAAGGGACAUUCGCUUGUGAUUCCCAAAAGUCAUGCAGAAUUCUUCCAUGAAUUGUCUGAUGAAAGCGUAGCUGAUUUGUCGCAAGUUACAAAGAAGGUUGCAAAUGCGGUUAUUGCCGCAACUGGAGAAACACAGUAUAAUAUACUUCAGAAUAACGGAGCACGUGCACAUCAGGUUGUGAAGCAUGUUCAUUUUCAUAUAAUUCCGAAACCUGAGGCAGACAGUCAGCAAGGGUUAAUGAUAGAGUGGCCUUCUGCAAAGGCAACUGAAGACGAGUUAAAAGACCUCAGCGCCAAGGUAUUGGAGAAAUUAUGA
Molecule: messenger RNA, 420 nt
Organism: Paraglomus brasilianum
Lineage: Eukaryota; Fungi; Glomeromycota; Glomeromycetes; Paraglomerales; Paraglomeraceae
Source: the annotation of a GenBank genome assembly